UAUAUACAAGUAAGAGACGAGAGCAAAUGCAAACCAAAGGAAGGAGAAGAUGUUAAUGAUAAGGAAAAUAGAGCACAUCAAAGACAAAGAGAAGAAUUCUAUUCUAUUUUUUCUUUUAUUGGUAUUUUUCUUGGCUAGGGUCUGUUCUUCAUCGCCAUCCCCACCCAACCGGAGUGGGAAGAAGCAUUUUGUGUUGAUUCAUGGAGCUGGUCACGGAGCAUGGUCUUGGUAUAAGGUGGCAACUUUGUUGAAACAUUCAGGCCAUAAUGUCACAGCCCUAGACUUGGGAGCAUCUGGGAUAAACCCAAUUCAGGUGGAACAACUCCAUUCGAUGUCGCAAUAUGUUGAGCCGUUGACGAAGCUCAUGGUGUCUUUGCCACCAACGGAGAGGGUCAUUCUUGUGGCUCACAGCAUCACUGGGGCUGUUAUAUCUAUUUUCAUGGAGAGGUUCCCUGAGAAAAUUGUUGCUGGGGUUUAUGCCACGGCUUUCAUGUCUGGUCUUGGUUUGAGUUAUUCAACUAUAUUUGCAGAGAUUAACAAAAGAUUGGACUAUAUGGACACUCAAUAUAGAUAUGACAAUGGACCCAAAAAUCCUGCAACCUCCUUUCGCUUUGGGCCCAAGGUCAUGGCGUCAAACUUUUAUCAGCUCUCGCCACCAGAGGAUUUAACACUAGGUUACUCGUUGGUAAGAUUUUCUCCCGUUUUCGAUUUUGAUCAAAUAAAGCUCACCAAAGAGAAUUAUGGAUCGGUUCCUAGAGUAUUCAUUGUGGCCGAGCAAGACCAUGCAAUAGUGUUGGAUGUGCAAAAUUUUAUGAUCAAGAACAAUCCGCCAGAUGAAGUCAAAGUGAUUAAGGGUUCUGAUCACAUGGUCAUGCUCUCUAGACCAGUAGAGCUCUUCUCCGACCUCCAAGACAUUGCUGAGAAAUAUUCUUGAAAAUGAUUCGGUACAACUCGUGUUAAUUUAAAAACGGAAGAAAAUUAAAGAAGUUGCUAUUGAGAUGGAGACCAUCAUUAAAAUAAAAUAAAUAAACAUUUGCCAUUACCUUUUUCUAGCGUCAAUUUUCAAGCCCAGCAGCUUGAUGUCAAAUUCAUCCACAAUGAAUUUAAUUCAUCGGUUGAAGAUGCUCUUAAUGAUAAGUUGCUCAAAUUACAUAUA
Molecule: messenger RNA, 1156 nt
Organism: Prunus persica (peach)
Lineage: Eukaryota; Viridiplantae; Streptophyta; Magnoliopsida; Rosales; Rosaceae
Product: salicylic acid-binding protein 2
Exons: 3
Coding region: 50-934 (294 amino acids)
Biological process (GO): salicylic acid metabolic process; jasmonic acid metabolic process
Molecular function (GO): methyl indole-3-acetate esterase activity; methyl jasmonate esterase activity; methyl salicylate esterase activity
Source: RefSeq, a predicted model, not a curated record